GGGGGGGGGGCAGGGGGAAGAUGCUCCAAAACGCAUUAUCUUUUUCCCUCCGCUCCUUAUUCGUUUUUGGCAAGAAGGUUUGGCGUGUGGUCCACUCCUUCCUCUUUGGAUGCUUUUGUGCCGCUGCUCAAUUCGCGGACGAUUUUCCGUAUCCAUUGGCCAAUCAGCAGCGGCGAAUCUGGGCCGCUGCUUCCUUGCUCCUGGACAACACGCCUCACUUUUUUCCUGCCCGCUGUUCCAAAAAAGCGUUCUCGAUCCAUCUCCUUUGGGCUGUGGGCCGCUGCCCAACACAGGGGUUCGUCCAUUCGUGGACACUCGUGUACGUGGAUCCAGGCCCAGGAUCCUAACAUUAUUAUUUUUAACUUUUAUUGCAACGCGCGCGCAACCUGAGGAGUCCUUCAGUAAGCACCAU
Gamsiella multidivaricata is the source of this 412-nucleotide messenger RNA. RefSeq lists its product as uncharacterized. The coding region runs from base 21 to 347 and encodes 108 amino acids. Lineage: Eukaryota; Fungi; Mortierellomycota; Mortierellomycetes; Mortierellales; Mortierellaceae. The record is from RefSeq and is a predicted model, not a curated record. The transcript has a single exon.